AUGUCUGCAGAUUAUUGGAACUCAUCACAGAGAAAUCAAUGGCAACUUACCAGGUUUUCAUUAUUAGAAGCCAGAAGAAAAGUUUUAUUACUAGAAAGGAAAAUGAUUCAAAAUGGAUUGAUUAAGGAUUAUCCAAAUAUUAUUUAUGACUACAACAUGAGAAUAUAUCUACAUAAUUUGUUGAUAAAAUUAGGAAGAAGGCUAAAUAUCAGACAACUAGCUCUUGCAACUGCGGAAAUCUAUCUUACUAGGUUUCUCACCCGAGUCUCCAUCAAAGAAAUUAAUGUGUAUUUGUUGAUAACCACUUGUUUAUAUGUUGCUUGUAAAAUUGAAGAAUGUCCACAACAUAUAAGAUUGAUUAUUUCAGAAGCAAGAAAUAUAUGGCCGGAAUAUAUUCCUCAUGAUGUUACUAAAUUAGCAGAAUUUGAGUUUUAUUUGAUUGAAGAAAUGGAUAGUUAUUUGUUGUUGCAUCAUCCUUAUAAAUCGUUAAUUCAAAUUAGAGAUUUCUUAAAAAAUAACUAUGCAAAUUAUGGAUUCAAGUUGACUGAAGAAGAACUACAAAAUGCUUGGAGUUUAAUCAAUGAUAGUUAUAUCACAGAUGUUCAUUUAUUAUUACCUCCUCAUACUAUAGCCAUAGCAGCAAUUUACAUCACUAUUGUGUUGAAAAAGAAUUUGUCACAUCUAAGACAAAGUAAUAAUAAUAGUAAUAGUAAUACCGCUGUUUCUUCUUCUGCUGUUAAUAAUAAUAAUAAUAGUGGUAGUAAUAGUAAUAACAAUGGUGGGGGCAACACAGUCACAAACAAUACCACAAACAACACCACUACAAGUACUGGUGAAUCGAAUGAAGAAAAUGGUAAAGAAAUGAAUAUCGAUGAUCUUAUGAACUUGACCAAGGUGACUAACACAAAACUAGGUGAUGAUAAGAUGGAUAUUGAUAGUACCAACAAUGGACAACAAUCCCAAUCAGAAACUCAAAAUCAAAAUCAACAGACAAAUACAGAUCAAUUGAAUAAUUUCGAUCUAGACAUUUUGGAUGAAGAUACUAUUAAAAUCAACAAGUUUAUGAACUUUUUGGAACAUUCACAUAUUAAUCUUGAUGAAGUUGUUGAAGCUGUACAAGAUAUGAUGAAUAUGUAUGUUCUAUGGAAUAGAUACAACGAACAAGGUGUCAAAAAGGCAUUACAAGUAAUGUUGCUAAAUAGGAUGUAA
Messenger RNA from Candida tropicalis MYA-3404, 1209 nucleotides. RefSeq names its product cyclin-dependent protein serine/threonine kinase regulator (gene SSN8). Gene Ontology annotation, cellular component: nucleus; mediator complex. The record is from RefSeq and is a predicted model, not a curated record. Gene Ontology annotation, biological process: positive regulation of transcription by RNA polymerase II. Gene Ontology annotation, molecular function: cyclin-dependent protein serine/threonine kinase regulator activity. NCBI's taxonomy places the organism in Eukaryota, Fungi, Ascomycota, Pichiomycetes, Serinales, Debaryomycetaceae. Bases 1 to 1209 code for a protein of 402 amino acids. The transcript has a single exon.